This is a messenger RNA of Nematolebias whitei (Rio pearlfish), 756 nucleotides long. It is a transcript of the gene tnfb, whose product is annotated as tumor necrosis factor b (TNF superfamily, member 2). The transcript has 3 exons. Gene Ontology annotation, cellular component: membrane. The coding region runs from base 1 to 756 and encodes 251 amino acids. Gene Ontology annotation, biological process: immune response. The record is from RefSeq and is a predicted model, not a curated record. Gene Ontology annotation, molecular function: tumor necrosis factor receptor binding. Lineage: Eukaryota; Metazoa; Chordata; Actinopteri; Cyprinodontiformes; Rivulidae.
AUGAUGGGAUACGCAGCCGCAGAGGGCGACCUGGAGGCCGGCACUGAGCAGAGGAGCCGGGUUUCUGUGGAGCAGAAGAAGUCCUCCACGGGGUGGAUGUGGAAGGUCCUGGGUGUCCUGGCUCUCCUGGUCCUGUGUGUUGCAGGGGUCCGGCUGUUUGUCUGGUUCUGGAGCGAACGGCCCGAGAUCACACGGGUCCACUCAGAACCACCGGCAGCACCGAGAUUCACGAACCCUGAGGAAAAAACAGGCUCUCACUCCACGCUGAAACAAAUCCUCAGAAAAGCCAAAGCAGCGAUUCAUUUAGAAGGAACCUACGACGAGGACGGCGAGCACUUGGAGCUGGAGUGGAGUGACAACGUGGGUCAGGCCUUCGCUCAGGGCGGCCUCCGCCUGGACCAGAACCAGAUCUCCGUCCCACAAACGGGCCUGUACUUCGUCUAUGGCCAGGCAUCGUUCCGCGUGUCUUGCGUCGACGAAGCGGGGGCCACGUGGCGCCCAGCGACCCUCAGCCACAGGAUCUGGCGCCUCUCGGAUUCCAUAGGAACCAAAGUGUCCCUGAUGAGCGCCGUGAGGUCAGCGUGUCAAAACGUGCCGGAGGUCGGUGGGAAAUCGGGCCAGGGCUGCUACAGCGCCAUCUACCUGGGCGCCGUGUUUCAGCUGAACAAAGGCGACCGGCUGUGGACCGAGACCAACCAGCUGUCGGACCUGGAGACCGACGACGGCAAGACGUUCUUUGGUGCCUUCGCCCUUUGA